Molecule: messenger RNA, 1452 nt
Organism: Heterotrigona itama
Lineage: Eukaryota; Metazoa; Arthropoda; Insecta; Hymenoptera; Apidae
Source: the annotation of a GenBank genome assembly
UAUCAGUAUAUAUAUAUAUAGUGGGUGACAGAAAUUGAUAUGAACAUUUCAAUCUCAAUACAGGAGAACAAUUCUACAAAGUAACUUGCCUGCAUAUGUAUCUGAUACAACUUUGAUAGAUAGUGUUAAUUGUUAUUUAAUAUAAUAUUAUUAGUGUUAAUGUAUUAUUUGUUUUUAACCUAUAGUCAUAAAAAAAUCUUAAUUUCAAGUAAAUUAUUGAUGACAUUAAUUUUUAAUCUUUAAAGAUAAUAUAUAAUUAUGGGCGAAUCAUGCAAAGAACAACAUCUUGACAUAACAAUUGAUGAGAAUGAAAUUGUUGAUGGUGCUAAAGAAAUAAUUAAAAAAAUCAGACCAACAUGGCCUUUGGACAAAUUACAUUUUAAGAUAUUUACAGAUGGAAUCACAAAUAAACUUAUAGGAGUAUGGUAUUCUGAGCAUUAUAAUGAGAUGGUAUUAGUUAGAGUUUAUGGACAUAAGACAGAUUUGCUCAUUAAUAGAAAAGAUGAAACAAGAAAUAUUCGAAUAUUAAACAAAGUAGGUUUUACACAUUCCAUUUAUGCUACAUUCAAUAAUGGUUUAGCCUAUCAGUUUAUUGAAGGUAAUAUACUUACAAUAGAAACAGUCAGAAACCCUGAUAUAUAUGUAUUAAUUGCUAAAAGAAUGGCUCAAAUGCAUAGACUCAAACCUGAUAUUGAAAUGUCCAAAGAAGUUUGUAUUUGGAAAAAGUUAGAAAAAUUUAUGGAAAUUAUGCCAAAACAAUUUUCAAAUAUUACCAAACAAGCAAGGUUUGAAAAACUCAUAAAACCAUUUGUUGUUUUAAAGCAAGAUUAUGAAAUAUUAAAAAAAGAACUGAUAAAUUUGAAUAACGAAAUAGUGUUUGCUCAUAAUGAUUUACUUUUGGCAAACGUACUUUACAAUGAGAAGGAAAACUCAGUAACAUUUAUUGAUUUUGAAUAUACAGGAUAUAAUUAUCAAGCUUUUGAUAUAGCUAACCAUUUUGCUGAAUUUGCUGGUAUUGAUAAUCCUGAUUAUUCAUUGUAUCCUAAAGAACAAUUACAGAAGGCAUGGUUAAAUAUAUAUCUUCAGGAAUAUAAUAAUGUAAAAUGUGUAUUUGAAAAUGAAAUUAAUUUACUGUAUUUACAAGUAAAUAAAUUUGUUCUUUUAUCACAUUUUUUUUGGGGUUGUUGGGGACUCAUACAAAGUGAACAUUCAACAAUUGAUUUUGACUUUUUAGAGUAUGCUGCAAUUAGAUUUAAUGAAUAUUUCAAAUGGAAAGAAGAAUAUCUUAACAUGAAAUUAUAAAAUCAAAUAUACUUGUUACAUAUUAUUAUUGUACUGCUAUGGAAUUAGCAUUCCAAUAUUUUUAUUAUUUUAUUGUUUAUUGUAAAUAACAUUCCUGUAGAUAUAUUGUGAUAGUUUCUUUUAAUCUGUUAUAUAACAAUUGAAAAUUUU